This is a messenger RNA of Sarcophilus harrisii (Tasmanian devil), 3450 nucleotides long. It is a transcript of the gene FAM124A, whose product is annotated as family with sequence similarity 124 member A. The coding region runs from base 247 to 1881 and encodes 544 amino acids. NCBI's taxonomy places the organism in Eukaryota, Metazoa, Chordata, Mammalia, Dasyuromorphia, Dasyuridae. The transcript is spliced from 4 exons. The record is from RefSeq and is a predicted model, not a curated record.
CUGACACCCAGUGUGCACAGCCUAGCGAGGAGAAAGAAGGAGGCGGAGAAAAGAGGUGCAGGCGCCGGCCGCCGCCGCCGGAGCACGGAUGCCAGAGUUGCGAUUGGAGAGCGGGGAGCGACCGCUGUCCUCGGACAGGAGCCAGGCGGGCCCCUGUGGGAAGGAAGGAGGGAAAGGAUAAUGUCACUGCUGCUGCUGCGGCUGCCAGCCCGGGAUCCCGAGGAGGAGUCGUGACUCGAGCCUGCCAUGGACCCGAAGGCGGGCGGGGGCGAGGAGGAGGAGGAUGACUGUGUGGACUCGGGAGCUGAGACCGGAGGGUCAGACUACAGCCAUAUGUCCUCUACUAGCAGUGAGCUUUCUGUGGAAGAUACCCAAGAUCCCUUCCUUGUCAGUGUCCACGUUAUCACAGACCCAGGUGAGUCCAAAGCCCUCCAGGAAGCCAUUGACAAGGUAUUGGCUUGGGUCCACCCAGAUCUCCAGCUCUUCCGUGUGUCUGAAAGAAGAGUGGCUCGGAAGCGGAAGAGGCAGAACAAGGCUUCCCAGCCAGCCCUUGCUGUCGUUCUCUUCCUACAGGAGGAAUAUGGAGAAGAGCAGAUUUUAGAGCUCCAUGAAACUUUCCAGAGGCCACCGUGGCACUACCACCACACGGAGCGGGUGCAUGGCAGGUUCCUCCCCUACCUCCCCUGCAGUCAGGAUUUCUUCACCCUGGCCCCAGGAACCCCACUGUGGGCCACUCGUCCAGUGCAUUACGGGAAAGAAAUUGUCCGGUUCACUAUCUACUGCCGCCAUGAGAACUUUGCUGACAUCUUGAAGCUCUAUGAGCUGAUCCUGAAAAGGAACCCAAGUCAGAGGAAAUCAGACUUCUGCAUUUUCCCCAUUUACUCAAAUCUGGAUGUGGACAUCCAGUUCUCUCUGAAAAGACUCCCCAGUGGUCAAACUCCAGUGCCCACUGAUUCCUCCGUGCUAGAGUUCCGAGUGAAGGACAUUGGUCAGCUCGUCCCUCUUUUGCCCAAUCCCUGUAGCCCAAUAAGUGAAGGAAGAUGGCAGACAGAAGAUCAUGAUGGGAACAAGAUCCUUUUGCAGGCACACAGUUUAUAUAGAAAGUCUAGAACCAGCAGGCUUCACUGCUUCUCAGAGAAGGCUUCUUCCUCCAUCCCUUCAUCUUGCUUCAUCCCUCGGAGUCGCACCCUCAGCAGCAGCCAGCAGCAGCCGUUCGGUGGUCCAGCCAACGGGCUCCCCAACCCCGACCUAGCCCGUAGGGAUCGGGGAGGACGGACUCAAAGAAAUGCUCAGUCCCCUCCCUGGUCAUUCCAGAGGAGCAAGUCAUUGUUUUGUCUGCCCACCGGAGGUGCCAUCCUUGCCCCUGACUCUUUGCCCUUGGCUGACCCACUCUGGGGGGUCAAAAGGGACUCCCCAGCAGAAGAGCCAUCAGAGCGGAAACAGAACCCCAAGCUAUCUAUGGAUGACCUGGAAGAUGCCCAGGAAACGGAUGUGGACACGGGCCUAAAACUCUCCUUCUCAGAUCUGUCUGUGGUCUCAGCCUACUCGGCUCCUAGUGGGUUUUGCAAUAAUUUGGAAACUUACCUUCCCUCAAGAAAAUGUCAUCCCCCUCAGCCAAAGCAAGGAGCUUCCAAUGGAAGGCCACUGUCUGCUUCAAGCACCCCACCAGCCGAGGCUUCCUGCACUUCCCUUUCCUGUCUUACUGAGGGGUCAUCCAGCUCUCCCCCAUCAUCUCCCUUUGCAUCCUCCUCCACACUCAAGGAGACCUCUGAGCCCCCCGCUGCCCAUUCUCCAGAAGACAGAGGGACCAGGGACAGCCCCCAACCACUUGCAGAGUCCUCUAGACCCCCAACUCAUGAAAUAGAAGAGUUCUACAUCUGAAUUUUCCCUUGCUGUCGCCCCAUCCUUGGACUCUCAAAAAGUCUCACCCACCCUUGUCUCCACAGUGCUGCUGAGUUAAAAAUAUUGCGAGUAUUUAUGUAGCAACAUCUGGAAAUGAAUCCCUUGCCCUGUUUCUAAGAAAUUCAUAACCUUUGUGAUAUAAUCGUUACUUGUUAGCAGAGAGCUGUUCUCUUUCCAGAGACAGUAGAGAAGCAGUGACGUUAAGCCAAUAUUGUGUAUCUUUAAAUUGCAAAAUAUUGUUUUAAAAAGAGACUCAACUUACAGACAUAAUUUAUUACUUGCAUCUUUUUACCACUUGAAAUGGACAAAAAUAAGCCAACCUAUGUAAUUAUGGUUUGAUAAUUUUUACAAUUAUGAAGGCAAAAUAAUUAAAGCCAGGAUGCUGAAAUUUGAAAAAAGUGGAAGAUGCUUUAUUACUUUCAUAAAAAAUAUGCAAAAUACUUCAUAUAUGAUAUAAUGAAUAGCAUUAUUCACAUGAUUAGAGUGAAUACAACUUCAUAUAUUAUUAUGAUGAAAUAUCAUAUUCUGUAUCUUGUUAAAGAUCUACAAAAACUCUUUCUGUUAACCAGAAGAGAUUUUAUGGAUCUCUAACAAGGUAAAUAUUUGUAAAUUCAAUCAUCAAAAAACACCUGGGUAACACAGAUGUAGGUGCCUACUUAUUCAUAGCAUACCUCACUUAAGAAAACCCAAUAUAUGGGGAAAAUUAGAUUUACAGAUGUCAGAUUGUCUACUUAAAAAAAAACAAUUUUUUUUGCUCAUGAAAAGAUUUACAACAGGAUUCCUUUUAGUCACACUGCCUUAGCACAUUUAAAAUGUGACUUGCUUCACAAAAUUUGAAUUUGCUUGAGUCUUUCAGGAAUAUAUACCUACUAUGUAAAAGGAAGCAUAGUAGUGAUUAAUCUACUAUCCUAAAUUUGUGGUGCUCUCUUAAGGUAUUAAUAAUACAUCACACUAAACAUUAUAAGCUUGGUAUAUAAUAUAAGCACUAUUAUCUCAUUUUUCAGUUAAAGAAAGAAGGAUUCAAAGGGCUUAAGUGUUAAGUAGUAUUUGAGGCAAGUUUCAAAGGUCUUGGAGGCCUUCCUACCUCCAAGUCCAGUGGGUCUAGUCGCUGUACUUGGACUAAAUCAUAGUCUUUGGCGAGGAGGACUUCUUGUGUGAGUUCACAAGUGUGAAGGAUAUAUAUAUAUAUAUAUACACACACACACACACACACACACACACAAUAAAUCUGGACCUCCAUUAGCCCACAAUAGUAUUCUCUCAGUUAAGUGUAAAUCUAUUAUUUUUGCAUUACUUUCAUAUCUAAACACAUCUGCUACUCUACCCAUUGAGCCAUCUCUUAUAAUAAAGAAUUAAAGAGAAAGAGAAAACAAUCAGACCACCAACAAAGCCUGACAGCAUAUUCAUCAUCCGAUACCCAAAACUAAGUGGCAGAGUGGAUAGAGGGGGUCAGAACAAACUGGAUGUAAAUAUUGUCUUGUAUACUUACUAACUGUAUGAUCCUAGGCAAGUCAUUUAACCUCUGUCUCAGUUUCCUCAUCUGUAAAA